Saitoella complicata NRRL Y-17804 is the source of this 1205-nucleotide messenger RNA. RefSeq lists its product as uncharacterized. NCBI's taxonomy places the organism in Eukaryota, Fungi, Ascomycota, Saitoellomycetes, Saitoellales, Saitoellaceae. Bases 66 to 1121 code for a protein of 351 amino acids. The record is from RefSeq and is a predicted model, not a curated record. The transcript has a single exon.
CACGUACACCGCCAGGAUUCUCUGUUCACAGCCUCUCUAUCUACCAGGAAGACGAGCCAAUCACGAUGCCAAGACCACGUCGCGCACCAAAGAAGGCGCCGCCAAUGCCUACAGCAGCGACUGCGAGCACCGACCUUCCCAGCCCGAUCAAACCCGCCAACAAGGGCGUAACGGAACUACGCGAGAAAGGCGAAGGAGCACGCCCAUUAGUCAGUUCUACGCCAGUAAAGGAGGCAGGCGGAAAGUUCGGCGAGGGAUUGGAGUUGGCGGUUAGUCCGAUUCGCGCUGGGGGACGGAAUGUGUUGGAGGAUGAAGGAGGGGAUGAGGGUUUGUUACCGUCGCCUACGACUGAGGAGCGGGUGUUGGAGCGCGAGACAGAAGAAGCUGAAGAGAGCGAGGAGGUUGAUGUGCGAGGGGGAGCUGGGGUUGAGCCAAGUUCGGAUGAUCCGUUUGGGUUUAAGUCUACGUCAAGGAAGUUCGGGGCACAGUUACGUUCGACGAUACCGAAGACGCGGCCACGGGCGAUACCUGAGGCUGAAGAGGAAGAAGAGGAGGACGAGGAGGAUGUGCAGGGGGUGCCGGAGACGCAGGUGCAAACGGAAGGAGGCGACGAGGAUGACAGUGAGCUGAGCGACGCACAAUCCAUUGCCACGGACGACAAUUCGUUGGAGCUACCUUCGUCACCACCGAAACCGGCACCGAAACAGAGGAAAGCUGAGGCGAAGGGGAAGGCGUUGCGGACGGUUGAUUUGGAGAGUUUACUACCCCGCCGCAGAACACGAUCAGGAAAGAAGAAGGGCACGUACGAUAUGUCAGACGAAGACGACGAAGACGAAGACGAAGAAAAAUGUUCAGAGGACGAACUCGCCCGCUCACGGCGACGAAAAGCAAAGCGGGUUGCAUCACCGAAGAAACGAACGCACCCUCAAAAACGAGCACGGACUCGAACGCGAACGGUCUCGAAUCGGGAAGAGGAGGAUAGUGAGCCAGAGUUGGAAGCGCCCGUGGUUGAUAACAAGGUACGGGAGGAGAGUCGGAGGGUGAGGAAGCAGUUUGCUGAGGUUGAUAAGUGGGAGUUGGAGGUUGAGACUGUGAGUGUGGAUUUGAGUUCGCAGCCAUAGUCUCUCGUAUCUUUCGCUGUGGUCCUUGUAAACGGCGUUGUGGGUGGUAAAUGGUAUGGAUAUGGGUAUGGGUAUGGGUAUUAU